GUUCCGGCGCCGCUCGGGCCCUUUGGAGGCGGCCGCGGGGCCGGGAGGCAGCAGCGGGCUGGAGGCGAGCGGCGGCGGCGGCCCGGGGGGGCGGCGGAGAGGCGCUGGGGAGGGAGAAGCAGCAUGGCGCGCGGCUCGCGGCUCGAAGCUCUUGCCCUGCAGCCUCCAGGAAAGCCGCCUCUCUUCUGGUGAACCGGACCCGGCUCUGUUUCUCCGCCGCAUGCCCGCUCGCGAGCGCUGGAUUAUGUUCGUCUCCUUCUCCCUCUGCUCCAUCGUUUGGCUGAAUCGCGGCUUCAAGCUGAGGAAAAGGGGCUGCACCUAAGCACGCCGGGACCGGGCUCCUGAGGCGCCGCUUCGCGCAGGGACCUCGGGAGUGCCGAUGGGGGAGAGCUGCCCCUGAGGGCUCUCCUCUCCGCCCCAAAGCGCGCCGCCUCGCCGCUCGGAGCCGCUCUCCCCGUGGCCGAGAGGAUGGGCAGCACCGACGGCUUCCAGUACCGCGCGCUCUACCCCUACCGCAAGGAGCGCGAGGAGGACAUUGACCUGGUGCCCGGCGACAUCCUGGUGGUCAGCAAGGGGGCCCUGCAAGCCUUGGGCUUCAAGGACGGGGACGAGCAGAACCCCAACCAGAUCGGGUGGAUCCUGGGCGUCAACGAGCGGACCAAGCAGAAGGGCGACUUCCCCGGCACCUACGUGGAGUACGUGGGGCCCGUGAAGAUCUCCGUCCCUUCGCACCGGCCCCGAGUGCAGAGACCCCUGCCCGCGACACCGGGGGCCGGCGGCUGCCGGCUGCAGGAGGCUCCGGAGCAAGGGUCUCCUCUCCCCGACCUGCAGGAGCAGUUCAGUCCCCCGGAGAUCGCGCCGCCGCUGCUGGUGAAGCUGGUGGAAGCUAUCGAGAAGAAAGGGUUAGACAGCGAGAUGUUGUACAGGACAUCUGGCUCCGAACUGAGGCAAGCUCUGAGAACCGACUGGAGCCUGGGCGACCUGGAGCCCUUCGACGUGCACUCCCUGGGCGAGGCGCUGCGCGGCUACCUGCAGGACCUGCCCUCCCCCGUGGUGCCCGUGUCGGUGCACGGCGACAUCCUUCGCGUCCUGCAGGAGGUCCCCCAGCCGGAGAAUUGCCGGAAACAGCUGCUGCUGGCCCUGGAGUCGCCUGCGGUCCCGCUCCAGAACACGCUCACCCUGCAGUUCCUGCUCCGGCAUCUGGGGAAGGUAUCACAGCAGGCCGAGAGCAACAACCUCCACCCUCGGGCCCUGGGAGAGAUCUUCGGCCCCCUUCUCCUCCGGCUGCCUGGCGCCAGCCCAGAGCUGAGCCCUGACUUCUCCGUGCUUUUUCUGGAGAUGCUUCUGCAGCUGAAGGAGUUGGAGCCGGAACAGUUGCCUCCAGCGUUGCCUCCAAAACCACCUAAGCCAAAGCCCAGCGCCGCCAGCCUGGCCAACGGGAACAGCGUGCCCUUGCAGGACGCCGAGUGGUACUGGGGUGACAUUUCCCGGGAGGAAGUGAACGAGAAGCUGCGGGACACGCCGGACGGUACCUUCCUGGUGCGGGAUGCUUCCAGCAAGAUCCAGGGCGAGUACACGCUCACGCUCAGGAAAGGGGGCAAUAACAAGCUGAUCAAGAUCUUUCACCGGGAAGGGAAGUACGGCUUCUCGGAGCCCCUGACUUUUGGCUCGGUGGUGGAGCUCAUCACACAUUACCGGCACGAGUCGCUCGCCCAGUACAACGCCAAGCUGGACACGCGGCUGCUCUACCCCAUCUCCAAGUACCAGCAGGACCAAGUGGUGAAAGAGGACAGCGUGGAAGCCGUGGGAGAGCAGCUGAAAGUCUAUCACCAGCAGUACCAGGACAAGAGCUGGGAGUACGACCUGCUGUACGAGGAGUACACGCGCACGUCCCAGGAGCUGCAGAUGAAGAGGACGGCAAUCGAGGCCUUCAACGAGACGAUCAAGAUCUUUGAGGAGCAGUGUCAGACGCAGGAGAAGUGCAGCAAGGAGUACAUCGAGCGCUUCCGGCGGGAGGGCAAUGAGAAGGAGGUGCAGCGGAUCCUCAUGAACUCGGAGAAGCUCAAAUCUCGCAUCACGGAGAUUCAUGACAGCAAGAUGAAGCUGGAGCAGGACCUGAAGAAACAGGCCUCGGAAAACCGGGAGAUCGACAAGCGCAUGAACAGCCUCAAGCCAGACCUCAUGCAGCUGCGCAAACUGCGGGACCAGUACUUGGUGUGGCUGACGCAGAAGGGUGCCCGGCAGAAGAAAAUCAACGAGUGGCUGGGCAUCAAGAACGAGACAGAGGAUCAGUACUCCAUGAUGGAUGACGAGGAGGAGCUGCCUCAUCACGAGGAGCGGACGUGGUAUGUGGGGAAGAUCAACCGCCUGCAGGCCGAGGAGAUGCUGUGCGGCAAGCGGGACGGCACCUUCCUGAUCCGCGAGAGCAGCCAGAAGGGGUGCUACGCCUGCUCCGUGGUGGUGGAUGGUGACACCAAGCACUGCGUCAUCUACAAGACGGCGUCUGGCUACGGCUUCGCGGAGCCCUACAACCUCUACGCCUCCCUCAAGGACCUGGUCUUGCACUACAAGCACACGUCCCUGGUGCAGCACAAUGACUCCCUGAAUGUCACGCUGGCUCACCCGGUCCUUUCCCAGCCACCUGCCAGAUGAGCAGCCCAUGCACAACACAACAGCUGCCUUCAGCUUCUCCCCAGGGCACUGCUUUCUGGCUCUGGACUCUUGCACCCUGUAUAGUUGAGUCUCUGUGCUCCUGCCCCUCCAGAGCCUCCGAGAUGUCUGUGACCGUUCCUGGUGUCCCUUUUUGGUCAGUAGCUGAAACCCGUGUUGGCUGAUGGGACAAAAAGCCUGGGCUGUUGACUCCCAGUGGGCUCCGGUCCUUAGGAGGUGGGAUCCAGUUGUAAUUGAAUCGCUGUGGGCGAGCACAGCCCUUCCCCUUCCCCGACAAACAGGUCAGACCCCUUCUUGCUGGCAGGUUGCCCCGCUAUGCAUCACCGUAGAGCUAGAUCCUGAUUCCCCUGCGCUGUGGUGCAGGUCACUGCCCCGGCCCAGCGGCCGCUGGCGCUGCUCUGGGCGAGGGGCUCCCUGCCCGGGCGCUGGAGAAGGCAGAGGAGGAGCCUCGGCCGAGCGUACGCGUCCUCCGCUCUCACUUCCCUCGGUGACUUCGCGGGCUGGGGUGGGAGCUGGUGUCUGGUACGAGGGCUGCUGCUCUUUUGUGCAGGGACUCAUUUCAGAAAGAGAAAAGCGCGUCCGUGGGGCGGCGGGCGUGCCGGGGAGGGGGGCUUCGUGGCCGAGGUCCCCGCUCUGUGCUGUGCCCCUUCCCACUCUUGGUCCCUGGUGUCGUAGCCACCUCCUGAGCGUUGCUGCCUGGGGAGGGAGGACCCUGUCAGCGACGAAUCUCUCACCUUAGUUGUGCCACCCAAGCUGUGAAACCCGCGUUGGUACCUGUGUCUUUCCCGGCAGAAUCUGUGGGGCGCACAGCUCUUUGUUCCUGGUUGUCUUUGGUGAAUCUCUGCGAGCGUAACCCGUUGAAGCUAUGACUGUAGCUCUGUAAAUAUGGUUCUUUUUGUAAUCAGCUGCUUUCCUAGUACCGGCGUGUGCUGAGCUCCCACUACGACCUGCAAGCGCGUGGGCAGCAGCCGGCCGGGCUGCUGCAGGCUCGGGUCCUGCCAGCUGGAGCAGGAGGGGGCUGGAGCCCGACGCACACUACGAGCCCUACGCAAAAUGAAGGACCUCUCCGCUGCAGGAGGACGGUAUCUCCGCUGGGCCUAGGGCCUCAGCACGUAGAAAUGUAUAUGCAUGAUGUCGAACUGUGUAUGCAAAGCACUUAUAUUCAUGAGUACUGUAUGGGGACUGGGGGGGGGAGGGUCGCUGUAGGGGUGCCCCUCGCAGCUGGCCGGCGCGGGCAGGGCUUGUGGCGUCUUUGCAGAAAAUGCUGAGUGCAGAGGGCGCGGGGUAAAGGAGGAGGUGCGGGGUGGCCCUGGCGGGGCUUUAAAAGCUGCACCCGAGCCUGUGAGCUGAGGCCGUGGUGGUUUCUGCUUUACGGGCUUAUCCUGUCUGCCUGGAAAGCGUUGAUCGUCCUCUUGAUUUGCCUGAGAGGCUCUUCCCCUUCCCUUCCCGAGACCUCCGGAAGGGCUGGGGGAUGCUGUCGGCUUUGCUGCUUCUGCUUCGCGUUGCGGCUCGCUCUGCAGGGCGCCCUGCACGCUCGGUGCCGGAGCACGGUGCGUUCGCAUGUGCUGUGCCCGCGUCCCGUCCUCUGUGCACCACCUGCGGCAGGUUCUGCCCUGUUCCUGCCGCUCGCUCUCCUUCUUCCCCCGGUCACCUCAGCUGCUCGCGCGGGUCCGGGACGGUUCCCAGAUCCUUUUGGAUCCUUUGGUGGUCUGGGGUUGUUGGAGCAAACGUCACGUUCCCCUUGUUUGUGGCAGCUCUCCCACGCUCAGCUGUACAGACCCCGCUCCCUGCUCUGUGUGCCCUGGGCUCUAUUUUGGGGUUCCCCUCUUUUGUCAGUGUUCGGUACUAUCGCUCGGGGGAUCGCUUGGCAAAAGCCAUCGGUGGCAGUUCAGGGAAUGGUUUGGGCUCAGACACACGAGAUGGGGGCAGGUGGGAGCAGGGCCGGCAGCCCCCGUGCUCGGAGCGCAGACACGGAGCCCUCCCAGGGUCUGUGGGGUGCUGGGACACCCCAAAGCCUUGGGCCGGGCUCCUGCCCUGCAGGGUGGGCUGCAGCCAACGGCUCCUCCAGCCCCUCGCCCCUCCACAACCCCCACCUAAGUGAGCUCGGGGCCGCUCCCACGCCAGCCACCGCGUCCGGGAGCGUCGCUGCUCCAGCCGCUCUCGGUGCUUCCCCUGGGCUUUGCUGGCCGAGGAAAUUCCAGCUUCCCGUGACAGCGUUGGGUUUUUUCUUUUACCCUCCCGGCCAAAUUUCUGUUUCUCCCCACGCUGUCCCUUUCCAGCCCGCAGCUGCAGCUUCUUCCCCACCACGGCGGCGUGGGCAGCUCGGUGUCAGCUCAGCAGGGCAGUGGUGGCCCCGCUGCGUCUUCCAGCGCCGCCGUCGCUGCCUGCCCGUGCACGUCACUGCGGCCGGAGCCGCGGGGCUGGCCCCAGCAGGGCUGUGCUCGUGGUCUUGCGUGCAACGAGGAGGAACAGGCCCUUCCCCGGGGCUGCCAUUUCCCCGACAGUGCUCGACUUGGCUCUCAGAACCGCUGCUUUGCCCCUCUCUCCCUCUCGGGUGGAAGAACCAAGCCCCGAGCUCCCUGCAGCGCAGCUCCCCCGGAAUAAGCUAGUUUGUGAUUUGUCUUUUGAUGCUUUCGCUCGUGCUGUCCGCGCCUGCGGGUUAACCAGGUAGUGAUGUGUUUUCGAGGCCCUGGGCUGUGCUUUGCUGCUUGUCACCCGCAUGUCCCCCACCCAACCGCGUGCCCACGUCCCAUGGGUGCACCGCAGCCGUCCCUGCUCCCCGGGGCACAGCUCGGCCCUUCGAGGGGGCGAGGGCAGCCCCCAGCAUCGCGGCGAGGUCCCAAGAAACACGUCCAGCCCCUCCUGCUUCGGGUCGGCUCGCAUUGCUCCGAGCUCCCCGACGUAAGCCCGAGGGCUCUCGUGUCACUGGAGAGUGGCCGGAGGUGGCACGGGUGUCCCCGACCGCUUUGUGCUCGGAGAGGACGUGGCGGCUGUGUGAGCGCUACUGAGAUUUUAGUUCUUAGGUAUAUGCAAUAAUAAAUACUCUAACUUGCCACUUCAGCUGUUCGUUACCAGCAGUAGUUCUCUAUGCUCUUUCUGUUGAUGUUUACUAAUGUAAACCCAGUAUUUGUUACUGUAAGGAUUUUUGUACGGUACUUCAAAAAAGGAAAAAAAAGGAGGAAAAAAAAAAAAAACACACAAAUA
Cygnus atratus (black swan) is the source of this 5874-nucleotide messenger RNA. RefSeq names its product phosphoinositide-3-kinase regulatory subunit 2 (gene PIK3R2). Gene Ontology annotation, cellular component: phosphatidylinositol 3-kinase complex. Gene Ontology annotation, molecular function: protein binding; 1-phosphatidylinositol-3-kinase regulator activity. The record is from RefSeq and is a predicted model, not a curated record. NCBI's taxonomy places the organism in Eukaryota, Metazoa, Chordata, Aves, Anseriformes, Anatidae. Gene Ontology annotation, biological process: insulin receptor signaling pathway; phosphatidylinositol phosphate biosynthetic process. Bases 469 to 2652 code for a protein of 727 amino acids. The transcript is spliced from 16 exons.